Molecule: messenger RNA, 1737 nt
Organism: Trichoderma gamsii
Lineage: Eukaryota; Fungi; Ascomycota; Sordariomycetes; Hypocreales; Hypocreaceae
Product: alpha-glucosidase
Exons: 1
Coding region: 1-1737 (578 amino acids)
Biological process (GO): oligosaccharide catabolic process
Molecular function (GO): alpha-amylase activity
Source: RefSeq, a predicted model, not a curated record
AUGGCUGGAAGCACGCAUCCGUGGUGGAAGGAAGCCAGUAUCUACCAAGUAUAUCCCGCCAGCUUUCAAGACUCAAAUGGAGACGGCAUCGGCGAUCUACCGGGUGUCUUAUCUCGCAUCGAUUACAUCAAAGAUACUGGGGCAGACGCAAUUUGGAUUUGUCCCAUGUACAACAGCCCCCAGAAGGACAUGGGCUAUGAUAUCUCGGACUAUGAGAAUGUCUAUCCCCCUUACGGAACUGUUGAGGACAUGGACGCUAUUAUUGUCGCUUGCCACGAGCGCGGGAUGAAGCUAUUGCUCGAUCUGGUCAUCAACCACACCUCGGACGAGCAUGCUUGGUUCAAGGAGUCACGCUCAUCCAAAGACAGCCCUAAGCGCGACUGGUACAUCUGGCGUCCCGCUCGACACGACGCCCAGGGCAACCGCAGGCCUCCCAACAACUGGAGUAGUCAUUUCGGCGGCUCUGCCUGGGAGUGGGACGAGGGAAGUCAAGAGUAUUACCUCCAUCUGUUCGCUCGUGAACAGCCUGACUUGAACUGGGAGAACGAAGAGACUCGUAAAGCUAUAUACGAGACGUCGAUGCACUUUUGGCUUCGAAAGGGUGUCGAUGGCUUCCGAGUUGACACGGUCAACUUGUACAGCAAGGUUCCUGGGCUGCCCGAUGCCCCCUUCACGGACCCAACGUCCGAGUAUCAAUUUCCCGAGGGGCAAGUAUCCAACGGCCCUCGAAUCCACGAGUUCUUGGGCGAAAUGAACGCCAUCUUCGCCCAGUAUGGCGCUACAAUGACGAUGGGCGAGCUAGGUCCCACUAGCAACGUGCGGAAGUAUGUCUCAGCCGCGGCCAAACAGCUCGAUAUGGCUAUCCAGUUCGAUCUUGUCAAUGUUGGCUUUGGCCCGGAUGUUGCAAACAAGUAUAAUAUUGGGCCAGAGGAUGCCUUGACGCUGCCCGCUGUGGCAUCAGCUGUUGCUUCUAUUCAGGGGAUUUUGGCAGAUUCAGAUGGCUGGGUCACGACUUACCUCGAGAACCAUGACCAGCCGAGGUCCGUAUCACGUUGGGGCAGCGACCUCACCGACGAGUCCCGCGUGAGGAGCGCAAAGCUUCUGGCCAUGUUCCAGGCGACCUUAUCUGGCACAAUUCUCAUCUAUCAAGGCCAGGAGAUAGGGGUGACCAACGCUCCAAAGGAGUGGUCUAUGGAGGAAUACAAGGACGUCGCAAGCAUCGACUUCUACGAAGGUGUCAAGGCCAAAACCGGAGGAGACCCAAAGGCUCUGGCCCGCGCGUUUGCUGGGCUGCAAUGCCUGGCUCGAGAUCACAGUCGCAUUCCUAUGAGCUGGGACGCGUCCCCCAAUGCUGGCUUCACAAACGGCGAGAAGCCAUGGAUGAGAGUUCAUGACAACUAUGCGCUCGUCAAUGUCGAGAACCAACUCUCGGACGAGAACUCUGUCCGGUCCUUCUGGAAAAAGAUGCUGCGCUUCCGGAAAGAGCACGCCGAUCUCCUUGUGCACGGCAUCUACAAGGCAGUACAAGACAAAGAUUUGAAUGUGCUCAUCUACGAGAAGCACAGCGCUAGAAGAAAGGCUAUUGUGGCGUUGAAUUUCUCGGGCGCAGAGCAACCCGUCCAAGGCCCGCCCUCAAUUGAAGGCGCUGAGAAAGGCGGGUAUCUAAGCACUUACGGCGAUUUAGUUGAGGGUAACCUCAGGGCAUAUGAAGGACGGGUGUGGAUUGGGUCCUCCUAA